Molecule: messenger RNA, 3732 nt
Organism: Boeremia exigua
Lineage: Eukaryota; Fungi; Ascomycota; Dothideomycetes; Pleosporales; Didymellaceae
Product: DNA polymerase family A-domain-containing protein
Exons: 2
Coding region: 52-3732 (1226 amino acids)
Biological process (GO): mitochondrial DNA replication
Cellular component (GO): gamma DNA polymerase complex; mitochondrion
Molecular function (GO): 3'-5' exonuclease activity; DNA-directed DNA polymerase activity; DNA binding
Source: RefSeq, a predicted model, not a curated record
CGAGCACGCCGAGCACGCCGCUGAGACGCCGCCAUGCAGUAACGAGACGCAAUGCGCUGCCGUUCCUGUCGAACCCUCACCACCGCCGCGCGCCCGAGAGCCGUUCGAGUCGACCGCCCGCUUGCCGCCGCCAACCCGCGACGAUGCGCCGCCACGCAGGCAUCCACAGAGGCCGGGAGCAGCCAGAAAGACACCCCGAGCAAGGACGCCCCGAGCAAGAAAGACACCCCGAGUAGCAGGAAAACCCUCAGCGUCCCCUCCGAGGCCCGCUUCAGCGAAAUCGGCGUGCAGCACCUCUCCAGCCAUGUCCACGCCCAGGUCUUCCCCGGCCGAGCCACACAACCACCCCCCGCCCUCGUCGCUCUCUCGCGCGACCACCUGACGCGCCACGACCUGCUCGGCAAGAACCAGGACUCGACGCCGCCCAUCGCCCUCGACCUGCCCGCGCUGCAGGGCGCCUCCAUGGACGAGCACUUCCACAAGCUGGGCAUGGACGCCGCCGAGCCGUUCCUGAGCAUGGCGAAGAAGCUGGCCUGGGCGAAUCCCCCGCCGAAGCCGCGCCAGUGGGUGCGCCGCAGCGGGUGGACGCGCUACAACCCCGACGGCAGCACCGAGCCCGUCGACGCCCCCAACGAGGAGAUGCUGACCUUCGACACCGAGGUCAUGUACAAGGAGACGUCGUUUGCCUGCAUGGCCUGCGCCGUCAGCCCCUCCGCCUGGUACGCCUGGGUCUCGCCGUGGCUGCUGGGCGAGUCCAAGUCCGACCGCCACUUGAUCCCCCUCGGCGACCCCACCGUCCCGCGCAUCGUCGUCGGCCACAACGUCGGCUACGACCGCGCCCGCAUCGCCGAGGAGUACGACAUCCGCCAGUCGAGCAACUGCUUCAUCGACACCAUGUCGCUGCACGUCGCCUCCAACGGCAUGUGCUCGCGCCAGCGCCCCUCGUGGAUGAAGCACAAGAAGAACAGCGACUUGCGCGACAAGAUCGCCACCUCCGAGGACAACGCCGAGCUGUCGACCCUGCUCGACGCCGGCGCCCUCCCCGACGAGGAGGAGGAGCUGUGGAUCGGCCGCAGCGCCGUCAACUCGCUGCGCGACGUCGCCAAGUUCCACUGCAACAUCACCCUCGACAAGGCCCAGCGCGAGUACUUUGGCGAGCUCGACCGCCCCGGUAUCCUCGAGAAGCUGGAAGAGCUGCUCGACUACUGCGCCGCCGAUGUCGAGGUCACCCACCGCGUCUACCAAAAAGUCUUCCCGCUGUUCAUCGAAACGUGUCCGCACCCCGUCAGCUUUGCCGCCCUGCGCUUCAUGGCCGCCGAGAUCCUGCCCGUCAACGAGACCUGGGAUGCCUACAUCCAUAACGCCGAGGCCACCUACCAGAAGCUCAACACUGCCGUCCGAGAGCGGCUCGUCGCCCUGGCCGAGAAGGCGCUGGAGGUUAAGGACCAGCCGGACGUGUACAACAGCGACCCCUGGCUGAGCCAGCUCGACUGGUCUGGCCAGGAGAUCCGCAUGGUCAAGGGCAAGAAGAAGGACGAUCCCCCGAGACCGGCAGCACGGCAGAAGAUGCCGGGCAUGCCCAAAUGGUACAAAGAUCUGUUUCCGAAGAGCGACGCGCCGAUCAAUCUUACAAUACGAACACGAGUCGCUCCAAUUUUGCUGCGGCUUGCAUGGGACGGGAAUCCGCUGACGUGGUCGGACGUGUAUGGCUGGACGUACCAGGUGCCUGCCGACGAAGUCUUUGCCUAUAAUGAGAAAGGGAUGAAGGAGCUGGACAUGAUGGAGGAGGAGAACUUGAAGCUGCGCGAUGAUCAGCAGCACGUCUACUACAAGAUCCCCCACAAGGACGGGCCUCAGGCGCGCUGCACCAACCCGCUGGCGAAGAGCUACCUCCAGUUCUUCGAAAAGGGCAAGCUGACGUCCGAGUACACGUAUGCGAAGGAAGCGCUCGAGAUGAACGCGUCGUGCUCAUACUGGAUCAGUGCGAGGGACCGCAUCAUGUCACAGAUGGCCGUCUACAGCAGUGAAGUGCCCGACACGCCCAAGCUGACGUCCGCGUCGGGCAAGGGGCGCGGGAAUAAGGUCGGCUUUAUCCUGCCGCAGAUCAUCCCCAUGGGCACCAUUACACGACGGGCCGUUGAGAACACAUGGCUGACAGCCAGCAAUGCCAAGAAGAACCGCGUCGGCUCGGAGCUCAAGUCGAUGGUCAGAGCACCACAGGGCUACUGCUUUGUCGGCGCCGACGUCGACUCGGAGGAGUUGUGGAUCGCCAGUCUUGUUGGCGACGCCACCUUCCAGCUCCACGGCGGCAACGCGGUCGGCUUCAUGACGCUGGAGGGCACCAAGGCCGCGGGGACUGAUCUGCACUCGCGCACUGCUGGUAUUCUGGGGAUAUCUCGCAACGACGCCAAGGUAUUCAACUACGGCCGCAUCUACGGCGCCGGCUUGAAAUUCGCAGCAACCCUCCUCCGCCAGUUCAACCCCGGCCUCACCGACAGCCAGACCACCGAUACCGCCAACGCGCUCUAUCAAAACACCAAAGGCAAGAAAACCACGCGGAAGCAGCUGCACGAGCGCCCCUUCUGGCGCGGCGGCACAGAGUCCCUCGUCUUCAACACCCUCGAGUCCUUCGCCGAGCAGGACCGCCCGCGCACGCCCGUCCUGGGCGCCGCCAUCACCGAGGCCCUGCAGCGCCGCUACCUGUCCAAGGGCGGCUUCAUGACCUCGCGCAUCAACUGGGCCAUCCAGUCCUCGGGCGUCGACUACCUGCACCUGCUGAUCGUCGCCAUGUCGUACCUCACCCGGCGCUACAACAUCGACGCCCGCCUCGCGCUCACCGUGCACGACGAACUACGGUAUCUGGUGAAGGAAGAGGAUAAAUACCGCGCCGCGCUCGCUCUCCAGACAGCUAACCUCUGGACCCGCGCCAUGUUCGCACAGCAGGUCGGCAUCAACGAGCUCCCGCAGUCGUGCGCGUUUUUUUCGGCUGUCGACAUCGACGCCGUCCUGCGCAAGGAAGUGGAUAUGGACUGCGUGACGCCCUCGCACGCCACGCCGCUGCCUCACGGCGAGAGCCUCGACAUGGAGGCCCUGCUCGCCAAAGGCGCCGCUGCGCGCCUCGACCCCGCUGUUGUGCCUACUGAUCCGCCACGGCCCCAGGACUAUGCGUAUACACCCCGGAUCCCGGUCAUGGCGGGCUUGGGCGCGGAUCCGGAGAGCGCGAAGGCACUGGCGUAUGUGCGCGCGCAGAUCUCGGAGUCGGACGCGGAGUUGCGGGAUGCGCUGAGGGGGCUAAGGUAUCCGGCGGAGGCGGCGCAGGUCGCGGCGAAGCCGAAGCCGAGGGCGAAACCCAAGUCGAAGCCAAAGGCGGAGACCAAGGCGGAGACGGAGGCGACGGUCCAGACGAAGGCGAAGCAGCACAGCACGUCCAAAUCCAAACCGUCCGCGUCCAAAUCCAAGGAAUCAUACGCUUCCUGGCACGCCGUCCACGACCCCGCGAAAGACACAGAGCAAGAGAAAGAUAUCUGGCACCACCUCCUCCUUCUACAACAUAAAGAGCGCGCCGGGACGGGUGCGGGGGAGGUGUUUGAGCCUAGUAGCGCUGGGGGCGCUGGUGCCGCUGGGAGGGGGAGGAGGGCUGGGAGUGGGAGUAGCAGUGGCAGUGGCAGUGGAUUGGGGAGGUGGAGCGUGCAUCCGCGGAGUACGGGGGGGAGGGUUGGGGUCGUGCGGUAG